UGACCUCGAAAAUGGAUGCCUAGUUUGCUUGUGGGGACUUCCCAGCGAUUUUACGGGUACAUCCAAAACAGGUUCAGACCUACACUUUGGUGUGCGGUCUGUUUUUGUGGAGUUCCAGAGGUUGCUGCAGUUCAUCCACAUGAUCGUUGGCAGAGGAAAAAACCACAUUCGUCUGUAGUGGAAAAGAAAAGUGAAAUUUAUUCUACUCCAGAUGGGAUCGAUGCUGCUGGUCAUCACUGCAGGCCUGUUGACCCUGGGGCGAGGCUACCCUGCCGAUAAAGACGAUACUGAAUCCAGAAUAGGCCGACCCAGUACUGAAGAGCCCCCUAAAAUAUCGGAGAGUAACCUUGACGCUCUCUUAGAAUCGAUAUAUGGUAACAGCGGCAAUACUAAUAUUAAGAAACAGAACAGUACAACAACUCUCAACUCCAACACUCAGCAAUCCACCACGAAUGUUCAACGCUGCACUUGUGUCAAACAAUAUCUCUGCAAGAGCACACCAUACGUGAACAGUGUUGUUGAAGAGUCAAAAUGUAAGAGCCCUCUGGAGAAGUGCUGUGAAGUACAAGAUAUAUUGACUGAGGAUAACCUCUCAGUGACAACCUCACAGCCAGUAAAGAACAAGAAUAAAUGUGGUACCCGAACCUUUGGAAUAGGAUUUGGACUUGAGGGAAACGAUGAAGCCAGCUCGUACGGCGAAUUCCCCUGGAUGGCAGCUGUUCUGCAGCCUCACACUCUUGCCGCAGAGGACAGUUUCCAGAGCAUGUAUGUGUGCGGCGGUUCACUGAUACAUCCUCGAGUAGUCCUCACUGGGGCCCACCUUCUACAGGGGAAGGACAACCUGGUGGUGCGAAUGGGGGAAUGGGAUACUCAGAACAAGAAUGAGUUGUAUCCCACACAAGAUUUGAAGGUGCGAGAAGUGAUUAUUCAUGAACAAUUCCGCAAUGGAUCUCUAGCCAACGACCCAGCCCUACUGAUACUGGAGAGGCCGGUGGACAUGUCUGCUGAGAAUGUUGGUCUUAUCUGUCUCCCUGAGCCCAACGAGAACAUGGACGGUAGAAACUGUGUUGCCAGUGGAUGGGGGUCAAAUACUCUGAAAAUAAAGAAACCUCAAGCAAUUCUCAAAAGAGUUGAAGGUCUUCCAAUUGUUCCAAAAGAUUCUUGUUUGAAGCUUCUGCACACUACUCGACUGGGACAGCGCUUCAAGCUGCACGAAAGCUUCAUUUGUGCAGGUGGCAAGCCUGGCAAAGACACGUGUAACGGUGAUGGUGGCAGUCCUCUGGUGUGUCCCAGCAGAAACAACCCCAACGUGUACGUGCAGGCUGGCAUCGUAGCUUGGGGCAUUGGCUGUGGCACAGAUACUCCAGGUGUCUAUGUUAACGUUCCUUACUUCAUUGACUGGAUUGACAACAAGCUGCGGGCUCGAGACAUCUUCCUUGACUUCUAGAGACUUGUUGACAUGGUUUCAUCUGGGAAACUUUCUUUUAUGUCACUGAACUGAAAAUGUGAAAAUCUUAUAAUAAGUCAGUAAUACUAAGAGUUAGGCAUCAUAUUCUUAUAUAUUUGUACAUCAAAACUAUCAAAAACUUGCAAAGAACAGUUUGUUUGAAAUAUUUAAAGCUUUAUGAAUGUUUGUUUGAUAGUAACAAUACUAUAUUUAUUGAGCAGUUCACAUUGUACAGCCCUAAACUUAAUAUAUCAUUGAGUUGUAUUUUCAUUAGUUAGGCCUAAUUUACAUUUACCAUAUUUAAAUUAAGAGAAUAUUUAAAAUUACAUUAAUUACAAAAUGUUAACAUUUCUAUUUGGUUUAACUAUAGACGUUCCAUGUUUGUAGUAGUUAUGAAGCAUGCAUAGUUUUGGUCCAGUCCUUUUUUUGGAAAAGUAAACCAAAAUGUAUUCUAUACUGCCUUUAUUAUUUUAUCUGAAUAAAUUAUUGGUAUUUAUGUACUGUAUAUAUAUAUAUUUUUCUUCUACUAAAAAACUUACUUUAUUGUUUUACUUACUAGAGGGAUUUUUUCCUUUUUUGAUUUUAACUGGAUUAUUACAGUUUUCAAUAUGUUAAGAUCAUUGUUAUAAUUUUAUUUAAAUUUCAAGAUGUUAAGUUACAUUAUCAAGAUGUAACCUUAGAUUUGGAGAUAUCAUACCUAAUACAACUAUAAAAUAAUGUUUAAAAUGUGUGCUUAAAUUUUACCGGUUGAACUAUGACUUGUAAAUGUACCACAAUAAAGCUUUUUCUGUUGUACGUUAGAACAAAAUUCUCAUUCUCUAAUUCUAUAUUGUAAAAUAAAUUAUGAAUUCAAAA
Homalodisca vitripennis (glassy-winged sharpshooter) is the source of this 2302-nucleotide messenger RNA. RefSeq names its product phenoloxidase-activating factor 2-like. The transcript has 7 exons. The record is from RefSeq and is a predicted model, not a curated record. Bases 212 to 1447 code for a protein of 411 amino acids. Gene Ontology annotation, molecular function: serine-type endopeptidase activity. Lineage: Eukaryota; Metazoa; Arthropoda; Insecta; Hemiptera; Cicadellidae. Gene Ontology annotation, biological process: proteolysis.